UUCACUCUUUCUCUCUCUCUCUCUCUCUCUCUCCCCUCAACCCUAGCACCUCCUCCUCUGUGCUCUCUGCAACACUUCCAUGGCCAAAACCCCCCAAAAACCAAACCAAUCUGUCAAAAAACCCAAACAAUCUCCUCAUCAAAACCCCAAACUCUCAUCCUCCACCCAAACCCCUCCAUUCCCUCCUCCAACCCCUCACUCCCUACUACCCCCUCGCCGCUCCUCUCGCCUUAUUUCAUCCCCCCAACCAACACCUCCGCCGCCGUCUUCUUCUUCUUCUCGCCGAUCGUCGUUAGAUUUCAAUCCCGAUACCCCCCAAAAAUCAAUUAAUCAAAGCCUUAGCUGUGCUGAUAAUGUCAAAACUUGGAAACGCAAAGUAAUUGUUACUGAUUCUAUUGAUGUUUCGUUAUCGCCUGUGUCGCCGGAUCGAUUCGAAGUAAAGAAGAGGAAGAAAGGUAGUGAAAAGAGAAAAACUAGGGUUUUUUCCAGAAAUGGGAAGCCGAAGAAGCGGGUGUACUACAGGAAAGUAGUGUACGAUGGAGGUGAGUUUGCGGUUGGGGAUGAUGUGUAUGUGAAGAGGAGAGAGGAAGCGAGCUCGGAUGAUGAGGACCCGGAAAUCGAGGAGUGUAGGGUUUGUUUUAAAGCUGGCAAGGCUGUGAUGAUUGAGUGUGAUGAUUGUUUGGGUGGGUUUCAUUUGAAAUGCUUGAAGCCGCCAUUGAAGGAAGUCCCAGAAAAGGAUUGGAUUUGUGGGUUUUGUGAGGCUCCGAAAUUGGGCAAAGUGGUUGAGUUGCCCGUGCCGCCCAAGGGAAAGAAGCGAGCCAGGACGGCUAGCCAGAAGCUCAUUUCAAGCGAUUUGUGGGCAGUACAUAUCGAGAGUUUAUGGAAAGAGGUGGAUGGGAGCUACUGGUUCCGGGGACGUUGGUAUAUAAUCCCUGAAGAAACUGCUGCUGGAAGACAGCCCCAUAAUUUGAAAAGGGAGCUUUAUAGGACAAAUGAUUUUGCUGACAUCGAGAUGGAAUCUGUCCUUCGGCAUUGCUACGUUAUGAACCCUAAAGAAUUUGUCAAGGCCAAAAAUGAAGGCGAUGACGUUUUCCUAUGCGAGUACGAGUAUGACAUACAUUGGCAUAGUUUCAAGCGGCUUGCAGAGAUUGAUAAUGACGAAGAGGACGGUAAAGAAGCUGAGAGUGAUGAGGAUUGGAAUUCCUGCAAGGAUUCAGACUCUGACACAGAAAAUGAUAUGGAAUAUGAAGAGGAAAACAAAAAAAAAAUAUUCACUGGACCAUCUACAGUUCAUCAGUUGGCCGCUAAUUCGAGGAAAGGGCAUAUCUUCGGACUUCAAAAAAUAGGUAUGAAGAGAAUUCCAGGACAUGUGAGAUCCCACAAGCAGACUGAGCUUGAAAGAGCAAAAGCAACACUUCUAUUGGCAACUUUGCCCAAGUCUCUACCUUGUAGGAACAAAGAAAUGGAAGAGAUUACUGCAUUUAUAAAAGGUGCCAUCUGUGAUGAUCAAUGUCUUGGACGUUGCCUGUACAUCCAUGGCGUUCCUGGAACUGGCAAGACUAUGAGUGUACUCGCAGUAAUGAGGAAUCUAAAGUCUGAAGUUGAUGCAGGAAGUAUAAAGCCAUACUGUUUUGUGGAGAUUAAUGGUCUAAAAUUAGCAUCACCAGAGAAUAUUUACAGGGUUAUUUAUGAAGCAUUAAGUGGACACAGGGUUAGUUGGAAAAAGGCUCUCCAGUUGCUGAAUGAGCGAUUUUCAAAUGGAAGCAAAGGUCGCAAAGAGGAUAACCGGCCUUGUGUUCUACUCAUCGAUGAACUUGAUCUUCUUGUAACCAGAAAUCAGUCGGUUCUAUACAACAUUCUUGAUUGGCCUACCAAGCCUCAUUCCAAAUUGGUUGUGAUAGGAAUAGCAAAUACUAUGGAUCUUCCAGAGAAGUUGCUUCCUCGUAUUUCAAGCCGUAUGGGUAUACAAAGGCUUUGUUUUGGCCCCUACAACUAUCAGCAGCUUCAAGAAAUCAUUUCAACACGCCUUAAAGGAAUUGAUGCAUUUGAAAAACAAGCCAUAGAAUUUGCUUCAAGAAAGGUAGCAGCUGUUUCAGGAGAUGCACGGCGUGCACUGGAGAUAUGUAGGCGUGCAGCAGAACUCACUGAUUAUCGUAUUAAGAAAUCGGCAUCACUUCUGAGUGCUGAUUCUGGAGGGAAAGCCCUUGUUGGUAUGGCAGACGUGGAAGCAGCCAUACUAGAGAUGUUCCAGGCUCCUCAUAUUCAAGUAAUGAAAACUUGUUCCAAACUGUGUAAAAUCUUCUUGGCAGCUAUGGUGCAUGAGCUCUAUAAAACAGGAAUGGGAGAAACAACUUUUGAGAAGUUGGCAAUGACUGUUUCAUGUCUUUGCACAAGCAAUGGUGAAGCAUUUCCUGGGUGGGAUACACUCUUGAAAGUUGGCUGUAAACUUGGUGAAUGCAGAAUUAUUCUAUGCGAAGCAGGAUCUAAACACAGGUUGCAAAAGCUGCAGCUCAACUUUCCAAGCGAUGACGUGGCUUUUGCAUUGAAAGACAGCAAGGAGCUACUCUGGUUAGCCAAGUAUCUGUGAGAUUCAUAGAUAGUCAGAAGAACCAAAUGAAUGACAUGCAGUUCAUCAUCCAACAUUAUUUAUUAAUUUAUUUUUCAUUUUUCAUCUUUCAUCUUUACACUUCACAAUUCUACAAUUCAUACCAAUUUAUGUUGACAUUUGGUGUGGACAAUGGACAAUACCUUUUUUUGUUUUUGGUUUUUCUUUUCCCCCUUCUCCCAAAUUUUGAAUUAGGGCAACAUUUAUUUGUUUCUGGUGAGGCACUGCCUCUAUUUUAUUUCAUCUUAUCUGGGAAUGCUAUUGAGACCAAGUUAAUACAUUUUUGUUUUGGUGAACUAUUUA
Molecule: messenger RNA, 2908 nt
Organism: Camellia sinensis
Lineage: Eukaryota; Viridiplantae; Streptophyta; Magnoliopsida; Ericales; Theaceae
Product: origin of replication complex subunit 1B
Biological process (GO): DNA replication initiation; mitotic DNA replication checkpoint signaling
Cellular component (GO): nuclear origin of replication recognition complex
Molecular function (GO): ATP hydrolysis activity; DNA replication origin binding; chromatin binding
Source: RefSeq, a predicted model, not a curated record